Messenger RNA from Miniopterus natalensis, 3116 nucleotides. It is a transcript of the gene PCCB, whose product is annotated as propionyl-CoA carboxylase subunit beta. Gene Ontology annotation, cellular component: mitochondrion. The record is from RefSeq and is a predicted model, not a curated record. Gene Ontology annotation, molecular function: propionyl-CoA carboxylase activity. Lineage: Eukaryota; Metazoa; Chordata; Mammalia; Chiroptera; Miniopteridae.
UGACGCGCUUGCGCACUCAGGUGCGUUGGUUGGGGGCGCGCCGGCAGGACAAAUAUGGCGGCGGCAAUACGCGUGGCGGCGGCUGGAGCAAGGCUCAGCUAUGGGGUGACCGGUCUCCGUGUCGCGGUCCGCAGCCUGUGCAGCCAGCCCGUCUCCAUAAACGAGCGUAUAGAGGAAAAGCGCCGCGCCGCGCUGAUGGGAGGGGGCCAGCGUCGUAUUGAAGCGCAGCACAAGCGAGGAAAGCUAACAGCCAGAGAACGGAUCAGUCUCUUGCUGGACCCUGACAGUUUUGUUGAGAGCGACAUGUUUGUGGAACACAGAUGUGCAGAUUUUGGAAUGGCUGCUGAUAAGAAUAAGUUUCCUGGAGACAGUGUGGUCACUGGACGGGGCCGAAUAAAUGGAAGAUUGGUUUACGUCUUCAGUCAGGAUUUUACAGUUUUUGGAGGUAGUUUGUCAGGAGCACAUGCCCAAAAGAUCUGCAAAAUCAUGGACCAGGCCAUGACAGUGGGAGCUCCAGUGAUUGGGCUGAAUGACUCUGGGGGAGCACGGAUCCAAGAGGGAGUAGAGUCUUUGGCUGGCUAUGCAGACAUCUUUCUGAGGAAUGUCAUGGCAUCCGGAGUUAUCCCUCAGAUUUCUCUGAUCAUGGGCCCAUGUGCUGGUGGGGCUGUCUACUCCCCAGCCCUGACAGACUUCACGUUCAUGGUAAAGGAUACUUCCUACCUGUUCAUCACCGGCCCUGAUGUUGUGAAGUCUGUCACCAAUGAGGACGUUACCCAGGAGGAGCUUGGUGGUGCCAGGACCCAUACCACCAUGUCAGGUGUUGCUCACAAAGCUUUUGAAAAUGAUGUGGAUGCCUUGUUUAAUCUCCGGGAGUUCUUCAACUACCUGCCCCUCAGCAGCCAGGACCCGGCUCCCAUCCGCGAGUGUCAUGAUCCCAGUGACCGUCUGAUUCCUGAGCUUGACUCAAUUGUCCCUUUGGAAUCUACGAAAGCCUACGACAUGGUGGACAUCAUACACUCUGUUGUUGAUGAGCGAGAAUUUUUUGAGAUCAUGCCCAAUUACGCCAAGAACAUCAUUGUUGGUUUUGCAAGGAUGAACGGGAGGACUGUUGGAAUUGUUGGCAACCAACCUAAGGUGGCUUCAGGAUGCUUGGAUAUUAAUUCAUCUGUGAAAGGGGCUCGUUUUGUCCGAUUCUGUGAUGCGUUCAACAUUCCACUCAUCACUUUUGUUGAUGUCCCUGGCUUUCUGCCUGGCACAGCACAGGAAUAUGGGGGCAUCAUCCGGCAUGGCGCCAAGCUUCUCUACGCAUUUGCUGAGGCAACUGUUCCCAAAGUUACAGUCAUCACCAGGAAGGCCUAUGGUGGCGCCUAUGAUGUCAUGAGCUCCAAGCACCUGUGUGGUGACACCAACUAUGCCUGGCCCACAGCAGAGAUUGCAGUCAUGGGAGCAAAGGGUGCUAUGGAGAUCAUUUUCAAAGGGCAUGCGAAUGUGACAGACGCUCAAGCGGAGUACAUCAACAAGUUUGCCAACCCUUUUCCUGCAGCAGUGAGAGGGUUUGUGGAUGACAUCAUCCAGCCUUCCUCUACACGUGCCCGAAUCUGCUGUGACCUGGAUGUUUUAGCCAGCAAGAAGGUACAGCGUCCUUGGAGGAAGCAUGCAAAUAUUCCAUUGUAAACGAAUCAAAGGAAAAAAUAAACCAAGAAAUUACUGCCUGGCCAUUCAAACUCAUCCCUUCCUUUUUUGCAAUCAUGAAACCAUAGAAUCUAAAUAACAGUAAUUACUGGGAAUGGCUAAGUUUAUUAAAUUCUAGAAAGAUUUCAUUUAUGCCUUACUGUAAAAUUAUUUGCUUUAUUAAAAAUUGGUAUAAUUUUGAGCAUAAAUUUCUUUUUUUAUGGUAGAAAUCUGAAAAAUCAAGAAAACAAUCUAUAUAGUAUUGUCACUGAGCGCUGUCCCUUAUUUGAUACUCUGUGUAUUGUCAUCCCCGCCCCUCCCAAGAAUUAAUUUUUUUCUCUCCACAGGUGAGAUGAUAAGCUUUGAGGGUAAAGUACUUAUCUGCUUAGGCUUCAGUUUCCUUACUUUUAAAUAAUAUGCCCUAUCUUUUAAUUCUUCCAGGACUUGCUGAGAGUUAAAUGAGAUGUUUGUAUGUGUAUGUAACAGAAUAGUUUCUAAGUAAGGAAAAUACCCUAUGUUAUUUCCAGAAAUGUGUUCUCACACUAAAAAAUGUUAUUUUGGAAAUUUUCAAACCUAUAGAAAUGUUGCAGGGGUUGUAUUAUGUACCCUUCACUUAGAUUCUCUAGUUCUUAACAUUUUCUACAUUUGCUUCCUCUCUUCCAUAAAUUUAUAAUCAUUAUUUUUAUUGACCCAUUUGAGAGUAAGUUGCAGAAUCCUGACCCUUUGUUCCCCCAAAAUGUCAAUGUUUAUUUUCUAGGAAACAAGGCCUAUUACUUUACAGUCUUUCAUGACUGACAUUUUUGAAGUGUUUGCCAGUUAUUUUGUUGAAUGUCCCUCAAUUUGGGUUUGUCUGAUUGUUUUGGAUGUUUAGAUCCAGGUAAGAGCAAUACAUGUGUUCUUUCUGUGUAUCACGUUAGGAAACAUGUGAUGUUAGUUUUUUCCACUGAUGAAAUUGACUCAGAUCACUUGGUUAAGGUGGUGGUUGCAAAGGUUACCAUUUUCUCUUUGUAAUUAAUAACUAAUCUAGGAGCUUUCUUUAAGCCUGUCAACAAACUUUUAUCCAAUACUUAAGUAUUCAUUGAUCCCUGCCUCAAUCAGCUAUUCUAUAUUGAUUGUAGAAUAUUACAUUUCUAACUCUAUCAUUACGUCUACAUUAGUUGGUACUCUACUGGAAGGAAGGGCUUUCUCUUCUGUUUUGUUAUCAGUUUAGACUCAUUGAUUUUUAAAAACAUUUUUCCUGAAAUAGUUUUUCUUACUAUGCUAUCACCCUGUCAAAUUUUCAAGCACAUGUUAGUUAUCUCUCUCUGCCCUGUUCCUACCCUACCCCAAGAGUUAGUUUCUUGAGAUUGGGAGUCAUAUAUUGUUCAUAAUUAAAAUCUGUGCUUCGUGUUUCAUAAAUGUUUUAGUGAAUAAAUAUGUUUAUUAAUAAAAUUUAGGCUCCUGAA